Messenger RNA from Toxotes jaculatrix (banded archerfish), 1131 nucleotides. RefSeq names its product hydroxy-delta-5-steroid dehydrogenase, 3 beta- and steroid delta-isomerase 1 (gene hsd3b1). Gene Ontology annotation, molecular function: 3-beta-hydroxy-Delta5-steroid dehydrogenase (NAD+) activity. Lineage: Eukaryota; Metazoa; Chordata; Actinopteri; Toxotidae. The coding region runs from base 1 to 1131 and encodes 376 amino acids. The transcript is spliced from 3 exons. The record is from RefSeq and is a predicted model, not a curated record. Gene Ontology annotation, biological process: steroid biosynthetic process.
AUGUCUCUGAGAGGUGAUGUGUGUGUGGUGACCGGAGCCUGUGGAUUUCUGGGAAAGACGCUGGUGAGGCUGCUGCUGGAGGAGGAGAAAAUGGCUGAGAUUCGACUGCUGGACAAACAUGUACAGCCCCAACUUUUACAGACUCUGGAGGACUGCAGAGGCGACACAAAGCUGAGCGUUUUUGAAGGGGACAUCAGGGACAGUGAUUUCGUGAGACAAGCCUGUCGAGGUGCAUCAGUCAUCUUCCACAUCGCAUCCAUCAUUGAUGUUAAGGAGUCAGUGGAGUACAGUGAGAUGUAUGGGGUCAAUGUCAAAGGAACGCAGGUUCUUCUGGAGGCAUGUAUUCAGGAGAACGUGGUGUCCUUCAUCUACACCAGCACAAUCGAGGUGAUGGGACCAAACCCAAAGGGUGAACCCAUAAUUAACGGCAGCGAGGACACAGUUUAUGAAUGCAGUCUAAAGUUUUCCUACAGCAAGACCAAAAAGGAGGCUGAGCAGAGAGCCCUGCAGGCCCACGGCGAGGUGCUCCAGAACGGAGGCCGACUGGCCACCUGCGCCCUGAGGCCUAUGUACAUCUUUGGGGAGGGCUGCCGCUUCCUGCUGGGCCACAUGGGCGACGGGAUAAAGAACAAAGAUGUUCUGUUUCGACUGUCCCGACCAGAGGCCCGCGUGAAUCCUGUCUACGUGGGCAACGUGGCCUGGGCUCACCUCCAAGCGGCUCGCAGCCUCAAAGACCCACAAAGAAGAAAUGCUGUCGGAGGAAAGUUUUUCUUCAUUUCUGACGACACGCCGCCUGUGAGCUACUCAGACUUCAACCAUGUGGUGAUGUCUCCUCUGGGCUUCACCAUUCAAGAGAAACUCCUGCUGCCGCUCGGCCUCCUCUAUAUAAUCUGUUUCUUCCUGGAGGUUCUGUGCACGAUGCUCCGGCCUUUCAUACGCAUCGUCCCCCCAAUGAACCGGCAGCUCCUCACCAUGCUGAACACGCCGUUUACCUUCUCCUAUCAGAGAGCCAAGAGGGACCUGGGGUACAGUCCCAGAUACAGCUGGGAGGAAGCACGCAAACGCACCACUGAAUGGCUCGCCUCACAGCUGCCGAAAGAGCGGGAACGAAUAAUCAGUGAAAGGUGGUGA